This is a messenger RNA of Phycomyces blakesleeanus NRRL 1555(-), 1261 nucleotides long. RefSeq lists its product as hypothetical. The record is from RefSeq and is a predicted model, not a curated record. The coding region runs from base 1 to 1218 and encodes 405 amino acids. The transcript is spliced from 2 exons. Lineage: Eukaryota; Fungi; Mucoromycota; Mucoromycetes; Mucorales; Phycomycetaceae.
AUGUUUCCCCAAAUAGGAAAGCGGUCAAAUCCACCAGAAGCCAUCAUAACUCUCGAACCACAUCCUUCUGCAUCAACACCGACAUUUGGUGCAUCUCCUGCCUAUACCUCAGACAGACCCCGUCGUCAUACUAUCACACGCCCAGACUCAGCUAUGGCUCUAUUGUCCGACACAUCCACUGACGAUGAAGACAUACAACAAGAAGCAUUCGACAGGAUAUCUGGCAUAUUGUCAAGCCUAAUCCAGGAGGCAAAUGAUGCGGUUAAUGGAAUAGAAAUCGAACGAGUCCAGAUGAUGAAUAGGACCAAAUCUACAGAUUCACAUAGUCGCUCGAGAUUACCGCGUCCGAAAAAGCCAUUUAAUCGGCCAUCGUACACCCAUUCUUCGUCUUCGUCUUCCUCAACAUAUUCUUCUUCUCCCUCAGCAACCCCAGAUACCUUUCUUUCCAGAUCACCCUCACCUUCCCAAUCUCGUCCACCUGCACCUCUCCUAGCUACAAAGCGCUCAAUCACCCCUCUCAAAAAAACCGCCACACAACCAAAACUGCAGGAUCCACUCCUGGAAUCGUUCAAGCGCCUUGAUUCCUCAAUGGCUCUGGUAGAGUCUCUCUCGCGUGACCUGGCCACGGACCCAGACGCUCAGCAGAGAUCUCCUAUCGAAAACAGACUGACGAUCCUUCUUCUACUACCGCUCCUUCAUAUUCCACAUGCAUUCCUUAACAUGAUCUUUGAUUUCCUCACAGUGACCGAAUCUGUUUCUUAUGAGCAUGUCCAAUCCUCUAGCUUUCCGGUAGUCAUAGUCUGGGGAUUUUUCAUUGCCUUGGCAAACAUCAUCAUGAACUGCGUUGUCGAGAAACCUCCAGUGAUAACCAAGACUCGCCGCCUGUCUCUUCCUGGCACUUACACCAGAACAAUUGUCGUACAAGACUACCAAACAAACACAUCUCCUCUCUUGGUCGUCCCAGACCGAGCAGCCACCAUUCAUUCCUCAGGAUCUCGUCGUAGACGGUCUACCCUCAGAGCUUCUCUAUACAGAAGACGACAACCACAUCACCAGCAUAACUAUGACAGUGCUCGCACACACACCAACACAGUACUCACACACAACCUCCUUGACGUGAACACAUCGGAAUCACCUGUGGAUUACAUGUUGCCUGGAAGCUUUCUAUUUCCUUCUACUACUGCUCGGCCAGUAUUGGCAAGACGAAAGUCAAUUUAAGAACCUUCAUUACCACACACACAAAUAUACACAUAUUUAUAUA